Molecule: messenger RNA, 7537 nt
Organism: Hipposideros armiger (great roundleaf bat)
Lineage: Eukaryota; Metazoa; Chordata; Mammalia; Chiroptera; Hipposideridae
Gene: DRP2
Product: dystrophin related protein 2
Exons: 25
Coding region: 468-3344 (958 amino acids)
Biological process (GO): synaptic signaling
Cellular component (GO): plasma membrane
Molecular function (GO): zinc ion binding; protein binding
Source: RefSeq, a predicted model, not a curated record
GAGGGUGCAUACAGCAGCUGUCAGCAUCCCUGUCUCAGGGACUUCUUUGCUGAUUCACAGAGCCAGUCCAGCCCCAGCCUCCCAGCUCCCAGUUGCUGCACGUUCCUCAGACCUGACGGACUCAGAAGCCGAUGAGUAUCAGAGAGUAGAACCCUCAUCUCCUGAUUCUCAGUCCACUGUGCCCAACUGCUGCUUCUCUAGCAGGUUCCCUCCUGUUACACUAAUCCCAGGAAAAUGAAGCAGGUUUAAGGAACACACAAUCCUGUCAUUUUUUUCGAAAAAGAACGUGCAUUACAUAUAUAAUCAGCAAAAAUAGAAAUGUUAAUAUAAGAAGAUGUCUGAAACCAAGUCUUUUGCAGUCUUCAUCCUUAUAAAAGAUCCAUAGCAAUACUUCGUUUUCAUCUGAGGUGUUUAUGCUCAAUGGUUGAUGCACUGCUCAUCCUCAUCCCCCAUGAGCCUUGGUUCUGAUGCAACCUAUGGUCAUGCAGGGAUGCCCUUACACCUUCCCACGAUGUCAUGAGUGGCGGGCAGCUGACCCGUUCCAUCACAGCAGCAGCCUCCACAGUGCCUGCCCCUUGCUUCAGGUUAGAGCUGCUGCCACCUCCCCUGCACCUCCUCAGGAUGGCGCUGGGCUUUCCUGCCUAAGCCCAAAGCUGUUCAACGGGUCUGUUGGUGCCACUGGAUGUCUGGAACCACCAGCCAUGAACUUGUGUUGGAAUGAAAUCAAGAAGAAGUCUCAAAACCUCCGCGCUCGCCUAGAGGCCUUCUCAGACCACAGUGGAAAGCUUCAGCUCCCUCUCCAAGAGAUUAUUGACUGGCUCAGCCAAAAGGAUGAGGAACUGUCAGCUCAGCUGCCCCUACAAGGGGAUGUGGCCCUGGUGCAACAGGAGAAGGAGACACAUGCGGCCUUUAUGGAAGAUGUCAAGUCUCGGGGCCCCUAUAUCUACUCUGUGCUGGAGUCAGCUCAGGCCUUCCUGUCCCAGCACCCAUUUGAGGAAUUAGAGGAGCCCCCUUUAGAGAGCAAAGAUACCUCACCCAGACAGCGGAUCCAGAAUCUUAGCCGCUUUGUAUGGAAACAGGCGACAGUGGCCAGCGAACUAUGGGAGAAGCUUACAGCCCGCUGUGUGGACCAGGACCGCCACAUCGAGCGCACUCUGGAACAGCUGUUGGAGAUCCAAGGGACCAUGGAGGAAUUAAGCACCACUCUGACCCAGGCUGAGGGAGUCCGAGCCACUUGGGAGCCCAUCGGGGAUCUCUUCAUUGAUUCACUCCCUGACCACAUCCAGACUCUUAAGCUAUUCAAAGAAGAACUAUCCCCCAUGAAAGAUGGCGUGAAGUUGGUGAAUGAUCUGGCCCAUCAGCUUGCCAUUUCUGAUGUGCACUUGUCAAUGGAGAACUCCCGGGCCCUGGAGCAGAUCAACAGCCAGUGGAAACAGCUUCAGGUGUCAGUCGGCGAGAGGCUUAAGCAGCUCCAGGAUGCCCACCGGGACUUUGGGCCUGGGUCACAGCACUUCCUCUCCUCCUCUGUCCAGGUUCCCUGGGAAAGAGCAAUUUCACCCAAUAAAGUUCCCUACUACAUCAACCACCAGGCUCAGACCACAUGCUGGGACCAUCCCAAGAUGACAGAAUUAUACCAAACCCUGGCUGAUCUGAACAACAUUAAGUUCUCAGCCUACCGCACUGCCAUGAAGCUACGCAGAGUCCAGAAGGCACUGCGCUUGGACCUGGUAACUUUAACCACAGCACUGGAGAUCUUCAAUGAGCAUGAUCUGCAAGCCAGUGAGCAUGUGAUGGACGUGGUGGAGGUCAUUCACUGCCUGACUGCCUUAUAUGAACGGCUGGAGGAGGAGAGAGGCAUCCUGGUCAAUGUGCCGCUGUGUGUAGAUAUGAGCCUCAACUGGCUCCUCAAUGUUUUUGACAGCGGUCGCAGUGGAAAGAUGCGGGCAUUGUCUUUUAAGACUGGCAUUGCAUGCCUGUGUGGCACAGAAGUGAAGGAAAAACUGCAGUACCUCUUCAGCCAAGUCGCCAACUCAGGCAGCCAGUGUGACCAACGCCACCUUGGUGUCCUGCUUCAUGAGGCCAUUCAAGUGCCUCGUCAGCUGGGGGAAGUGGCAGCCUUUGGAGGCAGCAAUGUGGAGCCCAGUGUCCGUAGUUGCUUCCGUUUUAGCACUGGGAAGCCAGUCAUUGAAGCUUCCCAGUUCCUGGAGUGGGUCAACUUGGAGCCCCAGUCCAUGGUGUGGCUGGCUGUUCUGCAUCGGGUCACCAUUGCUGAGCAAGUGAAGCAUCAGACCAAGUGCUCUGUCUGUAGGCAAUGCCCCAUCAAGGGCUUCAGGUACCGGAGUCUGAAACAAUUUAACGUGGACAUCUGCCAGACCUGCUUCUUGACAGGCAGGGCCAGCAAAGGCAACAAGCUACACUACCCCAUCAUGGAGUAUUACACCCCGACCACAUCCAGUGAGAACAUGAGGGACUUUGCCACAACCUUAAAGAACAAAUUCCGCUCAAAGCAUUAUUUCAGCAAACACCCUCAGCGAGGUUAUCUGCCUGUGCAAUCAGUGCUGGAGUCUGACUACAGUGAGACGCCGGCUUCUUCCCCGAGAUUGCCACACGCUGACACACACUCCCGCAUUGAGCAUUUUGCCAGCAGGCUUGCUGAGAUGGAAAGUCAAAAUUGCUCCUUCUUUAAUGACAGCCUGUCCCCAGAUGACAGCAUCAGAGACGAGGACCAGUACCUCUUACGGCACUCCAGCCCCAUUACAGACCGGGAGCCAGGCUUCGGACAGCAGGCUCAAUGCAGCAUGGCCACAGAAAGCAAGGGGGAGCUAGAGAAGAUCCUGGCCCACUUAGAGGAUGAGAAUCGGAUUCUCCAGGGAGAGCUGAGACGCCUGAAGUGGCAGCAUGAGGAGGCUGCUGAGGCACCCACCCUGGCUGAGGGCUCUACUGAGGCAUCACAGGACCACCGCAAUGAAGAGCUUCUGGCCGAGGCCCGGAUCCUUCGGCAACACAAGAGCCGCCUGGAGACACGCAUGCAGAUCCUUGAAGAUCACAACAAGCAGCUAGAGUCCCAGCUGCAGCGUUUAAGGGAGCUGCUCCUGCAGCCACCCACUGAAUCAGAUGGCAAUGGCUCUGCAGGCUCGUCCCUAGUUUCAUCUCCACAGCAGUCAGAAGGCAGUCACCCCCAGGAGAAGGGACAGACUACACCAGACACUGAGGCUGCAGAUGAUGUGGGGUCAAAGAGCCAAGACGUCAGCCUGUGCUUGGAGGACAUCAUGGAGAAGCUCCGCCACGCCUUCCCCAGUGUGCGGAGCUCUGAUGUGACUGCCAGCACCCUGCUGGCCUCGUGAUGGAGCCAGAUCCCCAUCCUGUCAUCCACAAUCCUCUCCCAGUUCUGGUCAAAGCCUUCCCUCAGCCUUCACCCAACCUUUCCAGUCCCCACUGGCCCCGCAACGCUCAGCCAGAGUUAUUUGGGCUCUGGGCAGCAGCAGGGAUCUGGUGGUAUGUGAGGUGGGUGUGUGGGGGCCAGGGAAGACACAAAUGCUGUGGGUUUGCCCUUUAGCUGGCCAGCGGAGGGAGAGGCGUGAUUCCUCUGACCCCAGAAAUGUGCCCUUUAAUCCUCAAGUUUGAGACCAGUCCCUUAAGUUCACUUCUCCUGCAGCCCAGGCAAACAGCACUUGGAGGCCGUUCAGAUGAGGAGCAGAGAAGCUGCCUUGCAGAGCUAAGCAGUGCCCGCUGGCGCCUUUCCUUCUCCAUGGAAUCAUAGAGCUUGGGAAACCUAAUGUCCCCAGGGUUCCAGCAUUAUGAAUCCACAGGAGUUAGCCCUACUCUCUGGCCCAACUCAGGGAGACAAAAGGGUAUCCCCACGACACCACUUCUCCACCAAAGUGCCCCUGAAAAACUCUGGGCAGCAUGUGUCGUGUUACUUCAGCUCGAGGGCCUAUCUCUAGCCAUCCUGAUCCUACCUAGAUGUUAUUUCCUCCUCGAAUAUCUACAGUUCCUCUGCCCCAGUCCCUGGCCGACCUUCCUCCAGGGGGGAGCAGUUCAUUCUGACUCCUACUUCCACUUUAUAGUUGGAAACAUCAAAGAAAUACUUAUGAGCUUAGAUUUUUUUCUCCCUGAUCCUCCUCUUUCCUGAGGGCCUCAGCAUCCUGAGAGAUCAGCUGAAGCCCCCCUUGGAUCUUCUGAGUCUGUGCUCACCAGCUGGGGGAGCGCCAGCUGCUUGUUUAGCAAGAGGGUCUUUCCUUGGAUGAGGAGGGAAAGCCACCCAUUAACAUGGAGGAGUGUGACUGCCCAAUACCCUUGCUUUUUUUAGAAGCAAGAUGUGACCUUUGUUUCUUUUAGACUGAAUGGGAGGAGGUGACUGACUUUCCCCAGCUGAUCAUAAGGCAGAUGCAAUGGGCCUCCCUGAAUAGUGGACCCUUUCUAGGAGCCACUGACCACUUUCCACCCAGGCAACAGCAGGGUCUUCCUUUGCAUGAAACUGUUCUCUCUAACUUUAGAAGGUGAAACCAACCCUCAAACUGCACUAACUCUUCCUAGGCAACAUAUACCUUUCUCCAAAUAAUGUUCAGACUAGAUAGCAAGGGGAGGAGGCAGUGGGCUUGGGAACUUUGAACAGAGUCAGAGCCCACUUAGGCAGCUUUCUAUAAAAAAACUCUAUAACCUAGAACCCUACAACUGACUUCAUUUGCCUAAGUUUAUAUACAUAUUGGGUCACCGGGAAAGUCAUAACGCAUUUUUGCAUUGAAAAACAUAGAAAAAUAUGUCAUGACUUUCCCUACGACCCAAUACAUAUCUAUCCUACAUAUCUACUGUCCAUCAGUACUCCCCUGGCCUCACUCACACAUUAAAUUCUAAUAGCUCUUGAAGUAUUAAUGUUCUGCCUUGCUCUUUGUUAGCCCAAACCUCUGGUUGAACAGAUAGAUGCGUCCUGGCUACUUCCCCUAGGAUGUCUCUCCAUUCAUGUUUGGGGUGAGCUGUCUUCAAAACCAAAGCAACAGAAGCCAGUGGCCACAGAGAAAUCUAACAGGAAGAGUCAGUCUCUUCUCUUCACUCACUCCAAAUCUUGUUCCCUUGAGACCUGGGCCUUGGAGGAAUUUUCCUGGGUUCCCUAAACAAUGGUUCAGGUACCAAAAUAGAACAAAUCAAGGCUUGACUCACCCCAUACAGAAAAGAAGGAAGAAAUAGGCUUUUAUUAUUAGCCUUUGUCAGGCGAAGACACAGAGUAUGUCUUCUAACCCAUUCCAGUUUUUAAGUCUGGCUCGGCCAUGAAGAGAGCUGCGGUCGCCACUGAGGUCAGGAGGGUGUGAGGUGGUCGGGGUGCUGUGUUGCAGUGAAGCAGUGGGCCAGUGGGUAGAACUGCUGGGAAACUAGAUGUAUCUGCUGCAGGGGAGGGAGGGCAGCAGCUUGGGUCCAAAAGCCUGCAUUGCCUUCUUCUAGAACCAGCAGGGGGCACUAAGCCACAGGCCCAGCAUGUCAGACCUCCUCACACCGUGUACCUUAGUGCUCACGAGGUCUCUGGCAGGAAGACUUGGGUGUCUGGAUGUAUGAUGAGCCGGUAGUAGGGCAUCAAACACAGCCUGAGCAUCUUCCUGUGAGGGGGGAGAAGCUAUAUCCGUAGGGGCCUAGAUUGUGUGCAGGAAUGGGAUAGAAGAAAUUUGCUAUAGAACAGGGAGCUCAGGGUCUUUGAGGCAUGCCUGCCUAAGCCUUAGGAGGGUAGAUGUGCUGAAACAAUCUUUUACCAGGAAAGCCCUGGAAAAUCCUUUCCAUAACCCCCACUCCACUCAAGAGAUCUUGGGCUGCUGAGGGCCUAUGGCAACUGCAGUGGGCCAGGCAUGGUAGGAGAGAUGCAGAUCUCAUUAUGUAGGAUUUGUGCUGUAGGUGGACCGAAGCAGCAAGUCAAGAGUUGAAUUCUCAUUAAUGGGGUCACCAACACUUUGUGGUCCUGUAUUUACCUUAAUGCCCGAGGUGAGUUCAAGCAUACCUCGUUUUAUUGUACUUCGCUUUAUUGCACUUCAUAGAUGUUGCAUUUUUUACAAGUUGAAGGCAGGACUCUCCACCUGCAAAAUGAUUACAGCUCCCUUUAUUGUGGUGCUCUGGAACCAAACCCGAAAUAUCUCCGAGGUAUGCCUGUAUAUCACUCAAGGGUCCAGUGACAGUCACUGCAGUAUAUGCGGGCAGUUUGGCGCAGUCAGGUAAAUGGAUCCUUGGGCACUGUGAAUACACAUCAGGGUGGGAUUGACAGAGAUGUGUUGUAUGUUGUUCGGGAUCUGUUAUGUGUCGUGUCACCUAGUGGCAUUGUGUGUGAUGCUGCACAGUGUAUGGCCCUGGACUGGAAGUAUGGUGAGGGGAGUUGCUGGGUAGGCAGCCUGAGGAAAACCUCAGACUUGCGGGAUUAGCAUCUGUGAUAAAGAAGGUGAGUGUUUGCUGGGGUUGUUGUCAAAUUGUAUAGGGACCAGUUAAUAUUGCUAGGCGAUUUAUUCUCCGCAGAAUCUGGUAGAGGCCAAAAAGUCAUUACGAGGGUGCCUUUGCUGAAAGCGAGAGCAUGUUGACUGGGAAAUUGUUAGGGGAGGCUGAGUGGCUGGCGGACAUCGGGCUGUUGGCUGUAUCGUUCCCUAAGGAGGGCCCUACCCAGGAGGACAAGUGCCCUUCCCUCCGGAAUGCAAAGUCUGAAAUCCAGGCUCUCAAGUGCCCAUUUCCUUCAAGGCUCCAAGUUUGGAAAUAUUUUCUUGCGCAGAAACCUGUUUCAGUUCUCAUGCUCCAAGAGCUGGGCUGGCAGACCUGCAGUCAUGAGAAACCUUGGAGGCAGACAGAGGCCAGUCUUGGGAGAUGUUUUGCCUCCAGGUUCAUUUAAGGACUGCCUGGACUGCCUGAGGUGUGUGUUUAGGAUCUGGGCUCCAUAUCCAGCUUCAGGCUACAGUGUUCCUUCAACACACAUUCUCUCUGGUAGACUUAUGGCUUCUGAGAACAUUUCCGGCCAAGAAGCUCAUCAAAGUUCCUUUGCUAUAGGUGACAGAUAAUCAAGAAAGUAGCUGCCUUAAGAGGAACAGUCCAGGAGGGAAACUGGGGACUUUGCUCUAGGGCUAUGGAGAAUUAGCUGCUCAGUGGGGCACCUUUAUCUCUGGGCCUCCCUGCCCAAAUUCAGCCCUGGGAACAAAGGAAUACUUCAGCUCCUUCUUACUCUUUUAACAACAAUGCUGUGGGAGAAGGGGAGGCUCAAGGCCAGGGCUCAGCUCCCAGCCUCCAUCUCCUCCCACACCUCCUGCAUUUGGGGGUGGUGGGAGUGACGUGCUGAAUGUCCUUGCUGUCCCCAGGGCAGUAUUGAGGCCAGACUGAAGCCCGCUUUGCUGCUUGCUGGCUACAAGAACUGGUCACGGAGGAUGGGAGUUGGGGAAGGGAUUUGGGGGAGGUGGUAAGGGUGGUGCAUAAAGUCUAGAAGUCUGGGAGUAAGGGGCAGGGCUGGAAACAAAUUGGUUAACUUUCAUUGCCACUCACUGUGGUGCUUGUCCUCUUUCCCUUGAAUUCUGCUUUGAAAAGAAUA